UGUCAGAUUCGAAGAAAUCGUGUAGAAACAACCAAACAUAACCUUCGAUUAAUGUACAAAAGAGUACAGGCUAUUAACGUGCUGUUAACGUAGUUUCCAGCUUUUACAAAUACAUAUUUUUAUUAGCAUACAUAUAAAAUAUAUCACGAUAAAUAACAAUUUAUUACAAGAUUCUAUUCUGAAUUGAAAUGGAGGAAAUGGAUAUAGAAAAUGAAAAGAACGAGGAUAAGAAUUUGUGCGAGGAUUUAGAGAAUGACGAAGAGGUCAAGUCAAAAGUGAUUGAAAAUGAGACAGAAGAAAAUAUGGACGAUGAGCUUGAUGAUGAUCAGGAUGAAGAUGAUGAAAAUGAUGAAGAUGAUGAAGAGGAUGCGGACGAGGCAGAGGUUAAAGCUUUAGAAACUUCUCUUGCUCAAAAUCCAUAUGAUUAUACAAAUCACGUAGCCCUUAUCAAUAAAUUGCAAAAAAUGGGCGAGUUAGAACGACUACGUACUGCUAGAGAAAACAUGAGCUCUAAAUAUCCUUUGAGCCCUGAACUCUGGCUAUCUUGGAUGCGCGAUGAAAUUAAACUAGCUGUAACGCCAGAGCAAAAAUCGGAAAUAGUGAAACUAUGUGAACGAGCUGUCAAAGAUUAUCUUUGUGUAGAAGUAUGGUUAGAAUAUCUGCAAUUUAGUAUUGGUAAUAUGGGUACUGAAAAGGAUGCAGCAAAGAAUGUUCGACAAUUAUUUGAACGAGCAUUAACAGAUGUUGGACUACAUACUAUUAAGGGUGCAAUAAUAUGGGAGGCAUUUCGAGAGUUUGAAGCUGUGUUAUAUGCAUUGAUUGAUCCUUCGAACCAAGCCGAAAGAAAAGAACAAUUGGAACGUAUUGGUAACCUAUUCAAAAGACAAUUGGCUUGCCCUCUUUUAGAUAUGGAAAAAACAUAUGAGGAGUAUGAAACAUGGCGUAAUGGAGAUGGCGCGGAAGCUAUUAUUGAUGAUAAAAUUGUUACUAUAGGAUAUGAACGUGCAUUAGCAAUGCUUAAUCUCCGUUUACCUUAUGAGGAGAGAAUUGUGUCUGCACAAACUGAAGAAGAACUUCUAGAUUCAUAUAAAAUGUAUUUGUCAUAUGAGCAACGUAGUGGAGAUCCUGGACGAAUAACGGUUUUGUAUGAAAGAGCAAUCACUGAUCUUACUUUAGAGAUAUCAAUUUGGCUUGAUUAUAUUAAGUAUUUGGAAGAAAAUAUUAAAAUUGAAUCUGUCUUGGAUCAAGUGUAUCAAAGAUCUUCAAGAAAUAUUCCAUGGUGUGCAAAUAUAUGGCAAAAAUGGAUGAGGUCAUAUGAAAAAUGGAAUAAACCAGUAUUAGAAAUUCAAAUGUUGUUAGAAAAUGCUUUAGCGACUGGAUUCUCUGCUGCAGAAGAUUAUAGAAAUUUAUGGAUAACGUAUUUGGAAUAUUUACGACGAAGAAUUGAUCGAUUAUCUUCCAAUGAAGAAAAGCAGUUAGAAACAUUACGCAAUACUUUCAAUAGAGCCUGUGAACAUUUAGCAAAAUCAUUUGGCUUAGAAGGAGAUCCCAAUUGCAUUUUAUUACAAUACUGGGCAAGAACUGAAGCUAUACAUGCUAAUAACAUGGAAAAGGCUAGAUCAUUAUGGGCCGAUAUUUUAUCACAAGGACAUUCUACAACGGCAUCUUACUGGUUGGAAUAUAUUUCAUUAGAAAGAUGUUAUGGAGAUACAAAACAUUUAAGAAAAUUAUUUCAAAAAGCUUUGACCUCGGUGAAAGAUUGGCCAGAAAGUAUAGCAAAUUCUUGGAUAGAUUUUGAACGAGACGAAGGAACACUAGAACAAAUAGAAAUAUGUGAAACACGAACAAAAGAAAAAUUAGAAAAAGUUGCUGAAGAAAGACAAAAAACACAACAAAUUUCUAAUCAUGAAUUAUCGUCAUUACAAAACAAGAAAACUUUUAAGAGGAAACAAGAAGAAACUGGCAAAUGGAAAAAUUUAAGUAGUUUCCCGAUAAAAAUUACGAAGGUUGAAACACAAGUAAAACCAAAAAUGAAAGAAAAUCACGUGAACUUCGAAAAAAAACUCGACGUUGAUGUAGAACAAAAAUCAAAAAUUAUUCCACCACCUGGCUUCAAAGCACCAGAAAAUGAAAAAAUGGAUAUAGACAAUACACAAGAAGUGGAUGAUAAAAUUACAGUUUUCAUAAGUAAUUUAGAUUACACUGCAACUGAAGAAGAGGUCAGAAAUGCUUUAAAACCAGCAGGACCGAUUACAAUGUUUAAAAUGAUACGAGAUUAUAAAGGACGUAGUAAAGGAUUUUGCUAUGUGCAACUUAGUUCCACGGAAGCAGUUGCUAAGGCUUUACAACUAGAUAGAGUUUCUAUAAGAGGACGGCCAAUGUUUGUUUCAAAGUGCAAUCCAAACAAAACGACACGAGGCCCUGGUUUUAAAUAUAGUUGUUCUCUGGAGAAAAACAAACUUUUUGUUAAAGGACUUCCGGUAUCAACAACAAAAGAAGAUCUUGAAGAAAUUUGCAAGGUUUACGGAGUGUUGAAAGAAGUUCGUAUAGUUACUUACCGUAAUGGCCAUUCUAAAGGAUUGGCUUACGUUGAAUUUGAGGAUGAAAGUACUGCUGCAAAAGCACUUCUAGCUAUUGAUGGAAUGAAAAUCGGUGACAAAGUAAUUAGUGUAGCCAUAAGCCAACCGCCUGAACGCAAGAAGGCUCCCGUCAAAUCUCUAGGUGGUACUACAGUAAGCAGAACUACAUUUGGUAUGCCCAAAACAUUAUUAUCUAUGGUACCUCGUACUGUCAAAACCGCUGCUACUAACGGCAGUGCAACUGUGAAUGGGAAUGGUGUUGCACCAAAGAUGAGUAACGAAGAUUUUAGAAAUAUGUUAUUGAAUAAAAAAUAAUUUACUACAA
Messenger RNA from Frieseomelitta varia, 2904 nucleotides. RefSeq names its product squamous cell carcinoma antigen recognized by T-cells 3-like. The transcript is spliced from 6 exons. Bases 189 to 2894 code for a protein of 901 amino acids. Lineage: Eukaryota; Metazoa; Arthropoda; Insecta; Hymenoptera; Apidae. Gene Ontology annotation, molecular function: RNA binding; protein binding. Gene Ontology annotation, biological process: RNA processing. The record is from RefSeq and is a predicted model, not a curated record.